GGGAACCGUUAGCACACCAGCUAAUCUUUUAUUCUGUGUCCUCUCUCCUCUACAAUGGCCUGUGUUCAGCAAGUUAGAACUUCACAGUUUUUGUGAUAUGAUGAUCCACACCAAUAUUCAACCAUGAAAAUCAACAGGACCAUGAAACUCAGCUGUUGCCCAACCAGGUUGUCUCAGAGCAGCAGUCCCUGGUUGUCAUGAAGAAGCUCCUGGCCAUCGCUGUGUCUGGCAUCACAUACCUCCGGGGGCUUUUCCCAGAGAAAGCCUACGGCAGCAAAUAUGUUGCAGAUCAGAAAGUGAUGAUCCUGAAAGAGGAGCGCAGCUGUCCCGGUGCCAGUCAGAUUGUUCAAUGGAUGCAGGGAUGCUUUGAUGCCAUCCAGAAUAAGUAUCUACGGAGUGUCAUCAUGUCUAUCUACACUGACCCAGAGAAGCCUCAGAAAGUGACUGAGUAUUACCAGUUUAGGAUCCAUUACACAGCAGAAGGAGCGCAGAUGGACUUUGAAAGCAACAACGACAACAAGGUGUCGGCGAUGUCAUGCGGCAACACAAAGAAGGCCAGCAUCCUUCUGGUGAGGAAGCUCUACACUCUGAUGCAGAACCUGGGUCCUCUGCCAGACAACGUGUGCCUCAACAUGAAGCUGGCUUACUACGACAACGUCACUCCUCAGGACUACCAGCCGCCGGGCUUCAAGGAGAGCGACGGCGACACGCUGGAGUUUGAGAAGGAGCCGGUGAAACUCACCAUGGGCGAGGUGGUCACUCCCUUCCACACUCUGAAGUUGGACAUGGCCACAGAGAGACAGAGACUGGAGCAGGUGGAGGGGAACGUUCAUGUGACGGAGAAGUGGGUCCUGAAGAUGGAGGAGGAGGAGGAGGAGGGCGUCCUGUCGCAGACUCAUGUGAUCGAAGACGUGGAGAAGCCCGACAACGACAGCAUGGACUUGGACAACACUGAGAUCCAGAUGAGCUGUCAUGAGAAGAUCGAGUGCUGCGAGGAAGCCACAGAGAUGGAGAAGACCCCCGACAUGGAAGGCCCGAGGAGGACCCGGAGCGGACGGAUCUUCAAGUCCACUACGCAGACAAACCUGAUUGUGAACAACAAGGAGGAGACAGACAUGAAGGACAAAAGUGUCUCUCAGUACGAAAUCCCCAACAGCCAGGACACGCCGUCCACCUCCGCACCCAAGAAGAAACGCAAAUUCAGCGAACCCAAAGAGCGCUUCUGACCUCACACCCCCACCUCACUGCACUGAAGUAUCGAUUUUACAUUACAUGUUUUUUAAAUUUCAAGUUAUAUAGCUGUUUUUUUAAAGGGAAUCCCUCUUCUUAUUGCAUUCAUUUUGGGUUUAUUUGCUGUGCAGUUUAUUUGAAUGUAACGCAAAUCUAAAAUGUGGA
Anoplopoma fimbria (sablefish) is the source of this 1395-nucleotide messenger RNA. It is a transcript of the gene hormad1, whose product is annotated as HORMA domain containing 1. The transcript has 17 exons. Lineage: Eukaryota; Metazoa; Chordata; Actinopteri; Perciformes; Anoplopomatidae. The record is from RefSeq and is a predicted model, not a curated record. The coding region runs from base 198 to 1226 and encodes 342 amino acids.